AUGGGCAGCGACAAGAAGAGAAAGCUCAGCGCAGACCCUGCAGUCAACCAGGAGACUGGCGCUUUGAAAGCAGACCGGGGCGAGGCCCCAGCCACUGUUCAGGACAGCCCAAUGGAUGGCACGAACAGUCAUGCGUCAAAGAAGCGCAAGAGGGUAGACGGCGAGAAAGUGAAAUACCCGGACCUAACCUAUGCAGAUGGAAAGCUCCAAUCACCGAUUCGCAUUGCCGAUCUCCAGGGUUUGCUCCUCUACUGCUUUGCGGAUGGCAUUGCGCCCCAAUGGAUAUCUUUGAAACAUUCUGGGCAUGUCCGCAAGGUGGUUGUGCUGAUGGUGCCAGGUCUUGAGACCAGCAUGUUCGACGGGACAAUUUCUCUGGGCGAGGCUUCAGCCAGCGGGGAUCAUUCACCGGACGCGAAGCCAAGCUCUGAUGAUGCGGAUAAAUUGCCUGAAGACGAAAGGGCUGCUGACUAUGACCGAUGGAAAAAAGGCCUCCCUCUGCCAGACCGUUCCCACCGAUUCAAUCCCCGAGAACUCGUCCGCGACACCCUUCCGCAAUGCCUCCAACCGAUGGCCGACAUGUUCCCCCACAUUUGGCCGGUCAAGGCCCCGGGCGACAACAAGUACAACAAGGUUCAUUCGCCAUUGCAAGCCAUCCUGAUGUCUACGCCCCCCAAGACCAAGAAUGAUGACUCCCGCACGAAGGGUGCACGUCCUGCCAAGGUCGAAAAGGGCUUUGUCCCUAAACGAACCCCCAUCUCAACCUACGUCACCUCACGAGAUGAUCUCCGAGAGAACGACUACAUCUUGCACCCAGUCUACCUUACCUCAGACGAGGAAAAGACGACCCAGAUGGGAGCUCGCCAACGAAACGGCCAGUCAGCGGCCGACGGCUGGGUGGACACCCAUGUUUCUUCCUUGGAGUCUGCGCAGCCGCCCGAUGCCGAAAUCGAACAGGGAAGCAUGACUGCUGGACGGGACGUGUUUGCCCUCGAUUGUGAGAUGUGUAUCACCGAGGGAGGCCAGUCUGAGCUCACCCGCAUCAGUAUUGUUGGAUGGGAUGGCGAGGUAGUAAUGGAUGAGCUGGUCAAGCCUCCACGGCCAGUGAUCAAUUAUCUAACACGAUAUUCGGGGAUCACCCCGGAAAUGCUCGAGCCGGUUACUACAACCCUCGUCGAUAUCCAGCAACGACUCCUUACCCUUCUCACGCCGCGUGCCGUCCUGGUCGGCCACUCCUUGAACUCCGAUCUCACCGCGCUGAAGCUGGUUCAUCCUUUCAUUGUUGAUACAAGUAUAAUCUACCCACACCCACGGGGCCCGCCGCUGAAGUGCAGUCUGAAAUGGCUCACUCAGAAGUACCUUGGCAAGCAGAUCCAAAACGGAAUGGAGGGCCACGACUCGAUCGAGGAUGCCCGCGCCGUCCUUGAACUCGUGAAGAUGAAGUGCGAGAAGGGAGAGCGCUGGGGAACAAGCGAGGUUUCCAACGAAAGCAUCUUCCGUCGCCUGGCCCGGUCCGUUCGGCCCAGCCAUGUGCCGUGCCCUGGCGAAGCCCGAACUGGCGCUGUGGUCGAUUGGGGGAAUCCCGAACGCGGCUUUGGCGCACAGGCGACCGUGUCCAUCGGAUGUCAAGAUGACGAGGCGGUUGUCAACGGGGUCUCCGCCGCGGUCAAAGGUGACGAGGCGAACCAUUCCAUCCCCGCUGGUGGCGUGGAUUUCACCUGGGCUCGGCUCCGCAGCCUCGAAUAUCUUCGCGGAUGGUGCAAUCGGCUCCCUGAUCCGAAUAAUGCCAACGAAUCGAGCUCUGUUGCCCCCGCGGAUCAAGUCCUGCCCACCCCUGACCCGACCGGCGAGGCCGCCGAUCCUUCGCCAUCUGAUGUCUUAGUAAAGACAGUCUCUCAGACCGUGUCUCAUAUCUCGCGCAUCUACGAGUCCCUCCCGGCUUGCACCCUCUUCGUGGUUUAUUCUGGAACGGGCGAUCCCCGAGAAGUCAGUCGUCUCCAAUCCGUCCACAAGAAACAUCGCGAGGAGUUCCACUCUGGCAAGCCCUGGGAUGAACUGACCUACAAAUGGACCGAUGUUGAAGAGCAAAAUCUGAAGAAGGCCUGCGAACGCGCUCGCGAUGGGUGUGGGUUCAUGUGCAUCAAAUGA
This is a messenger RNA of Penicillium olsonii, 2145 nucleotides long. The record is from the annotation of a GenBank genome assembly. Lineage: Eukaryota; Fungi; Ascomycota; Eurotiomycetes; Eurotiales; Aspergillaceae.